Molecule: messenger RNA, 5989 nt
Organism: Oncorhynchus kisutch (coho salmon)
Lineage: Eukaryota; Metazoa; Chordata; Actinopteri; Salmoniformes; Salmonidae
Product: snake venom 5'-nucleotidase
Exons: 9
Coding region: 90-1832 (580 amino acids)
Biological process (GO): AMP catabolic process
Cellular component (GO): plasma membrane
Molecular function (GO): metal ion binding; nucleotide binding; 5'-nucleotidase activity
Source: RefSeq, a predicted model, not a curated record
ACAGUGUCCACGCCUUCUGGUGCAGUCACUGAAAGUAGGGGGGAUAACUUCAGUGUUCUAAUACACUGCGCGGGCAACGAGCAGAUAAAAUGGGAGUGCGUGAGCAGGUGAAGAGCAUUUUAUUAUACCUCUGCGUCUGUAGUCAUGUUUGUACUGAAGAGUGGGAACUCACGCUGCUUCAUACCAACGAUGUCCACGCACGGGUUGAGGAGACGAGCAAGGACUCCGGCAAAUGCACCAAGCCUCCGUGUUUUGCCGGGGUGGCACGGAGAUUUACGAAAAUAAAGGAGAUCCGGAACCGAGAGAAAAAUGUGAUGCUGCUGGACGCAGGCGAUCAAUUUCAAGGAACCGUUUGGUUUAAUGUCUAUAAGGGAGCAGAGGCUGCACAUUUUAUGAACAAACUUGGCUACGAUGCAAUGGCUCUGGGGAAUCAUGAGUUUGACAAUAAAGUGGAGGGACUUAUCAAGCCGUUUCUCCAGGAGGUGAAGUGCACAGUGCUCAGUGCUAACAUCAAAGCAGACGACACACUAGCACCUCGCAUCAGUGGCCUUUAUUUCCCUUAUAAGGUAUUUGAUGUGGACUCUAAGAAAGUGGGCGUGGUGGGAUACACAUCAAAGGAGACACCUGCUCUGUCACAAACAGGACCUAACUUAGUGUUUGAGGAUGAGAUUGAUGCUCUCCAGCUCCAGGUUGACAAACUAAUCACUUUGGGGGUCAACAAGAUUAUCGCCCUUGGUCACUCUGGCUUCGUUACAGACAAAGAAAUAGCCAGAAGGGUAAAGGGUGUGGAUGUGGUCAUCGGAGGACAUAGUAACACCUUUCUGUACACAGGAAAACAGCCUUCCUCUGAGGUCCCGGCAGGUCCCUACCCGGUCAUAGUAAGGUCAGAGGAUGGGCGUGACGUCCCUGUGGUGCAGGCCUUUGCCUUUGGGAAAUAUCUGGGUUACCUCAAGGUGACGUUUGACGAAGCUGGCAACGUGCUCCAGUCCACAGGCAACCCCAUCCUUCUGGACAGCUCUGUACCAGAGGACCCCAGUAUUAUGGCUGAAGUCAACGAGUGGAAAAAGGCCCUGGCAAAUUACUCCUCCCAGUAUGUGGGGGAGACCCUGGUGUAUCUCAAUGGAACGUUUGAAGAGUGCAGGUUCCGAGAGUGCAACCUGGGAAACCUAAUCUGUGACGCUAUGGUACACCACAACAUUAAAUAUGCAGACGAGCUUCAAUGGAACCAUGUUAGCUCCUGUAUCCUCCAAGGGGGAUCGAUACGGUCAUCCAUAGAUGAGCGGAGUCGAAACGGUUCCAUCACGAUGGAGGACCUCAUUGCUGUGUUGCCGUUUGGAGGCACCUAUGAUCUGGUUCAGCUGAAGGGAUCUACUCUGAGGAAGACUUUUGAGCACUCCGUCAGGAGAUAUGGAGGGAACACAGGGGAAUUCCUUCAAGUAUCAGGAUUUCAUGUAGAGUAUGAUAUGUCGAGGCCCCCUGGGGAGCGCGCUAGGAGUAUUAGUGUGCUCUGUACGGACUGCCGGGUGCCAGUCUAUGAGCCUCUGGACGACAGAAGGCUAUACAAGGUGGUCCUGCCCUCAUACAUGGUGGAAGGAGGAGACGGAUUCUCCAUGAUUAAAGAGGAGAACCUGAAACAUGACAGUGGUGACAUGGACAUAUCGGUGGUGGCCAGCUACUUUGCUGAGAGGAAGAAGGUGCACCCAGCUAUAGAGGGACGUAUCAAGAUUUCCAACUCAGCUUCAGGGGGGCCUGGUCACAUGGCUCUGUUAAUCAUGCUGGGGCUAGUGAUGGCUCUGUUUGGGAGACUGAGAGAUCCCUGGCUGCAAUCAUGAUGCAAAGCUCACCAUUGAAUAUGUUCUUCUCACCAACAGCAUUCAAGGGAGGAGCUCAACUCUAGUUAGUCUAUUGAGUACAAAUUGAACGGGGAUAUGGUGAAUGGAUAUUUCACCAAUGCUCUGAUUUUUCUUUCUAAAUACUGCAGUUUGAUAUGAAAUUCGCUAUUGAAACUUCAGGGAAAAUACUGUAAAUGUAUUAUCCUAUGGCUAAAACUAGAAAUGAUGCACUGGUAAGUCUCGUGUACAGUCGAUGCUGUCAAGCUCUUGGUCUGCGAUCCAGUUUCAGCAUAAACAUACAUUUGCUAUGUACUCUAACAGAUGGAAACAGAUGACCGGUGCUUGUUUAAGUGUGUGCCCCUGGCAGAGCCUGCUUAACCAGCAUUAGGACUGAAGCGUUACAGGUUUUGGGUCAUUUCCGAUUGAGCCGACAUAUGCAGUCUCCGCUAACGGGGGACAUUGCCUUUAAAUGUCAAUCACGCUGUAACACCGAAUGUCCAUUAUACGGAUAGAAUAGACUUUGUUUAUGAGAUAGGGUGUCCAAACACAGAGCUCCAGAAUAGUUUUGUCAAUAUUUUGAAGCUCUUUUAGACAUUAAAUAUAAUCUCUCAAGGUGGGAUAAACAAGUAGUGAUCAACCUUUUGUAAACAUUUAGAGAACUCUAUUUACAGGACAUACCCACUCAAAGUAACGAGGUAGCAGGAAACUGAUACACUUGGUAUUCUUGAUUCACACAGGAAACUGUUGAGUGAAAAACCCAGCAGCGUGGCAGUUCUUGACACAAACUGGUGCGCCCAGCACCCUAUUACCAUACCCCGUUCAAAGGCACUGAAAUAUUGUCUUGAUCAUUCAGAUUGAAGUGGAUUUAACAAGUGACAUCAAUAAGGGAUCCUAGCUUUCACCUGAUCAUGGAAAGAACAGGUGUUCUUAAUGUUUUGUACACCAAAGAGGGAAUGUUUUUCUCUGAGUUGUAAUUUCUAAAUAGCCUAUGAUAAAUUGUGACCUAACAUUUUAGAUUUGGUGUUGUGAUAUUGCAACAAGGUUGGUAAUAGUACAAUAUACUGAUAUGUACAUAAAGCCUGAAGGUUAUACAGGCAAAUGAACAAAUUGUUCUCCUUACUGUUUUUUGAACGUCUAGCAGCUAUUUCUGCAUAUACAAACUGGUCACCAACUGUAACAAUUCAACAGUAAAAAUACCAAUAAAUUGUCAUGACCAAAAAAAUAAAAGAGCUCAUCUUAAACUUGUUAAAAACCAAGAAAAACACAAACUAUGAAAUGCCGCCCAGGUGUAAUUCCAUUGAAUGUAGUAUUUCUCAAAGGAAAGAAUUACAUAACAUCCCUCACAGUUACUCUUUAACUUGUGAGAGUGGUGUAACCUUGAGCUUUGCUGCUCUCACUAUUCAUCAGAUCUCUGUCAGGGCCACGGGGUAGAGUAGUAUUCUGAGGACAAGGACCAUUCUGUCUCUGGAUUGCUCACAGAAACACAAGCUUUAUUAUUCACAGGGGCCUGCUAUUAGUCUCCACUGAUGGCUCUGACCCAGCUGGCUCUGACCAGUGGGAAUGUACAUGGUGUUGCCAAUUACCACAUCCACGGAACACUGCAUGGAAAGUAUCUCCUUUUCACAGUGGACUAAAACAUUAUCAGGGCAGAAAUGAGACUCCAAGGAGGGAAGGGAGAUGGAAAUCACAUUAGGUCAUAUGCAGGACACAACCUCAUUUUAGAAAACAGAAGCUGACAAACAAAUUGAAUAUGAGAAACAAAACAGGUCUUAGUGCUCAGCUUAUUGCUCCAACCUGCUUCUCAGCUGUAAAAUGACACAAAUGAGCCUACAGUUACCAUACAAAAUACAGAGACUGUUUAAAGACCAAUUGAAUCUGUCAUCUCACUUGGAGAAGGGAAGACAUCUAAAAUUGACACAUCUAACUAAAGAUGGACCAGUUUGCAGGCAGCAAGGCAUUAUUAUAUCCAAUAAGUAAAAUAUUUGACCACCCAGUAAAAUCUAUAAAUAUAUUUUUAUUAAUGCAUUAUUAUACAUUGGAAUGUUGAUAUAUGCUCACAGAGACAUUGGAAUGUUGAUAUAUGCUCACAGAGACAUUGGAAUGUUGAUAUAUGCUCACAGAGACAUUGGAAUGUUGAUAUAUGCUCACAGAGACAUUGGAAUUUGCUGUAUUGCACUUUGGCUCCAGGAAAAGGAAGCAAGCUGUUUUCUAAAUUAACUGGUUACUGUCUGCCGACUGCUCCCCUUGUCCCUUCUGAAGAGACAACAUACAGUAUCAGCAGGGAGGUACACAACCUACAUCCUGUUACCGUUCUACUUUCACUUAAUUUAUAAAUGUCUAAAAAGUUUGGAAAAGACAUCCGGUUGAUUACCCCCUAGUUGAAACACAAAGUGAGUGUUUACUUUCAGGGGCCCUAUGGCAGAGAGAUGCUUAAGUUAAAUACAAUAUACGGUGCCUUGCUAAAGUAUUCAGACCCCUUGGAUUUCAUUGUGUUACAAAGUGGGAUUAAAACAGAUAUAAUUAUAUUAUUUUUGUCAACAAUAUACACAAAAUACUCUGUCAAAAUGUAAGGAAAAUGUGAUUUUUUAUUAAUAAAAAAUAUAUAUAACUAACAGUUGUUGCAUAAGUAUUCAGACCCUUUGUUUAGGCAAGCCUAAAUUAGUUCAGGAGUAAAAUGUGGCUUAACAAAUAAAAUAAAAAGUUACAUCGACUCACUGUGAAAUUAUAGGGGUUGACAUGAUUUUUAAAUGACUAACCCUUCCUUUGUCCCACAUACAUACAACAUAUGUAAGGGCCCUCAGUCAAGUAUUGAAUUUCAAGCACAGAUUCAACUACAAAGACCAGGGAACUUUUUUGAAAGCCUCAUAAAAAGGGCCGUGAUUGGAAGAUGACAAUAAAACAUCUGGCAUUGAAUAUCUUUAAGCAUGGUCUAGUAGUUAAUAAUUAUGCUGUGAAUUAUACAGUAUAUUAAUAAACCACCAAGACACAGCAUGGACUAGUUCAGGGGUCGGCAACCCUGUUCCUGGAGUGCCGCACAUACUGCAGCAUUUUGUUCCAACUAUGCACCACACUUGAUCAACUAAGCUAAUUGAUCAGUUCAGUGAUUACCUAAAUUCAAAACACCUGGUCUUCCAGGUUGGUUAAAUCAAAUGCAUAAAGUGCCUGUGGCCCUCCAGGACCAGGGUUAUCCGUUCCUCCUCUGGUUAUGCUGUAUUAAACGAGCAAGCCACAUCAAAGAUGCAGUCAUCCUUCUGAACUGAGCUGCAGGAUAGGAAGGAAACUGCUCAGGGAUGUUACCAUUAGUGAUUUUAAAACAGAAAUGGAGUUCAUUGGCUGUGAUGGGAGAACCUGAGGAUGGAUCAUUGUAGUGACUCCACAAUAAUGACCUAAAUGACAGAGUGAAAAGAACACAAAUAUACAACAAAAAAAUACAUGCAUCUUGUAUGCAACAAGGCACUACAGUAAUACUGCAAAAAAAACAUGUAAUUGUCUUCUUAUUGUCCUGCAUGGUGGUGGCUGCAGCAUGGCAUGCGUAUCAGGAUAAAAAAAGAAGCACAGGCUAAAUCCUAAAGGAAAACCUGCUUCAGUCUGCUUUACACCAGACACUGGGAGAUGAAUUCACCUUUCAGCAGGACAAUAACAUACAGCACAAAGCCAAAUCUACACUGGAGUUGAUUACCAAGAAGACGGUGAAUGUGAAGUUACAGUUUUACGCCAAUCUGCUUGAAACACUAUGGCAACACUUGAAUUGCUGUGUAGCCAUGAUCCCCAACAUCUUGGCAGAGUAUGAAGAAAAUUUACAAGGAAAAAUAAAAUCUCUUAAGACACUUACCCAAGAAGACUUACAGCUGUUAUCGCUCCUGAAGAGUUUCUAACAUGUAUGGACUGAGGGAGCUGAAUACUUAUGAAAUUACUAUAUUUGAUUUAUUACAUUUUUAUUAAUAAAAAAAAGUUGUAUUUUUCAGACACUGACAGAGUACUGUGUAGAUUGUUGAAAAAAUAUAUAAUUAAAUCCAUUUUAAUCACACUUUGUAACGCAAUAAAAUGUGAAGAAAUCCAAGGGGUCUGAAUACUUUUGCAAGACACUAUCUAAAGCUGUGUUUGCUAACUUUACAUUUAUUUGUGUAAUACAAGCAAAUACACAGUAACGUCAUUAA